Messenger RNA from Didymodactylos carnosus, 381 nucleotides. The record is from the annotation of a GenBank genome assembly. Lineage: Eukaryota; Metazoa; Rotifera; Eurotatoria; Philodinida; Philodinidae.
AUGGUUGUGUGCCUCACUUUUACUGCUCUUGUUUGUGGUCGAAAGGUACAAUAUUCGGACACUCCCACAUUAUCUCGAACCCGACAAGCAACAGAUAUGAUUAAUGAUGAUAAUAAUGUUGAUCAAUUAUAUGAGCGACAAUAUAACUCGAACAGUGAAGACGGUGACAAAAAUGACAAACGUCAAUAUUCAAAAUUAUUAAAAUUAUUACAAAAGAGGAUAAUGAAUGAACGACAUCUAGAUGAGUCUGAACCAUCUUCUCAUACGAUGAAUAAACGUCUAUUCUUCUUUUCACCUGCCAGAUCAGUGACACUUGAACGAAAUCCAAGACCAGAAUACAAAUAUGGACGAAAAGCGCAUUGGGAUACAUUUUUCGGCUGA